Molecule: messenger RNA, 5036 nt
Organism: Acomys russatus (golden spiny mouse)
Lineage: Eukaryota; Metazoa; Chordata; Mammalia; Rodentia; Muridae
Gene: Cfap74
Product: cilia and flagella associated protein 74
Exons: 39
Coding region: 46-4923 (1625 amino acids)
Source: RefSeq, a predicted model, not a curated record
UUGCUCAAGUCUCGACAUUACUGGACUGGCCAGAGAGCUCCCAGUAUGGAAGAGCCGACUUCCCAGCUUUCUGAUGAGGAGUUUGUGGACAACUUCCCUACGAUGGAUGAAGAAAGAAUCCAGCUAGAUGAUCCAGAGUUUGAUGUAGACUUGCUUCCUCUGGAGUUUGAGGAAACUGUACACUGUUCACCAAAAGAAGAGGAAGUGAAUGCCAAGAAAAUGCAGAAGACAACCACCAAAAACACCGUCCAGGCGUUUCAUCUCCGCAGGAGCCUGAACCUCCUAGACAAGCUGGAUGAGGAGAAGAGCCUCUGUAUCCAGAAGACCAGAGGGGAGCUGCAUGUCUGUCGUCAGAGGAUGGACCUCCUCACCAAACAGCUGGAGAGCCUGGCAGCUGAGAUCGCCACGGAGAGAGAAGCCAACAACAUGGCUGCUGUGGGCCGCCUUCAGGCUGCAUCCAGGUGCCGGCAGAAGGAGCUGGAGAGUGAGAAAGACCUGCAGUCCAAGAUCACGGCCCUGCUGAAGGACAGCGAGAAUGCCAUGUGGCACAUUGAGAUGCAGAAGGGGCAGUUUGAGGAAGUCCGGAAGCACAGUGAAGAGGAAGCAGAAGCUAGGCAGAGGAGCCUCGAGGUGCACGCAGCGCAGCAGCUCCAAAAGGAGAAAGAGGCACUCGAGAAGGUGGAGCGGAACCGCCUGCUGAGGGCCCGGAAAUCUUUGCAUGUGCAAAAGGAGCUCGGGCUGAGACAUCAGAAGCUGGUGGACGAUGCCCAGAGGAACCACAGAGUUGCGGUGAAGUUCCUGAAGGCCUCUCUGGGGAGAAUUCGUGAGCGGGAGCAGAAGGAGGAGAUGGAGUCCCGCAAGCACAUGAGACGGCGCAUGGACGCGGUGUUGGCGCUGAAGAACAACAUCACUGCCAGUCGGGAAACACUAAAGAAGUUCCAAACAUGGGGCCAAAAAAAGGCAGAACUGGCUACGCAAAAGGCCCUUAACGAGAAAGAAGUGAUCCUGGCCCAGGGUGGAGAUGCGUUCAAGCACCUUUCCCAUCAGCGCAGACACCAGGAACUGGAAGCCCAGAGGCGGGCUUUUGAAGAGGAGCAGAAACUCCGGAAGCAGGAAAUUGUAAGCCGGAUUUUGAAAGAGGAAGCUGAGGAAGAGCACAGGAGGAAGAGACAGCAUCCCCCCUGUAAGGCCACAGACAAGUGGACUCUGAGAGACAGGACCUGGAAGUACAUCUCUGACUUCUGUGAAGGGAAGACCGUCAAGACUGACACCCACCUGCUGGAAAAUGAGAUGGCGUUUCAACCCAAACCUUUCUGUCUACUGAAAGCCAUAUCCAGCGAGUCCGUGCAGGUGGACCUGGGAGCCAGCAGUACAGAGGAUGAGAUACUGGCUGAACCAGACAUCCCAGGGCUUUGGAGCAAAGAGUACAAAUCAUAUCAGCUCAAGGUGCCCAGGGAAGACAUGGACCGAAAACCGGUGGGUGGAACUAAGAUGGACAAGGACAUCCUGGCUCGUACUGUGGAGAGGCUGCGCAGUGGGGUGGUCCACAAGCAGGUGGUAUCUGGGCGAGAGUUCAAGGGUCGCCCAUUCAACAGCAAGCCCGAGGUCAUCCACUUCAAGGAUUUUGAUAUUGGCAAAGUGUACAAGAAGAAGAUCACAUUGAUAAAUGCUACCUACACAAUCAACUACUGCAAGCUGGUGGGUGUGGAGGAGGAACUGAAGGACUUCAUCCACAUUGACUUUGACCCCCCUGGUCCCAUGUCAGCCGGCAUGUCAUGUGAAGUUCUUGUCACCUUCAAGCCUAUGAUAAAUAAAGAUCUGGAAGGAAAUGUUUCAUUUUUGGCUCAAACUGGCGCCUUUUCUGUUCCACUGAAAUGCUCAACGAAAAAAUGCUCUCUGUCCCUUGACAAGGAGCUCAUUGACUUUGGGAGCUACGUGGUGGGUGAGACCACAUCCCGGAUCAUCACACUGAGCAACGUUGGAGGCCUGGGCACCAGAUUCAAGUUUCUCCUUGAUUCUGAGUCCUGUGACAUGGAUGAAUCCCAACCCAUCAUAAAAAUAAGCAGCCUCUUCACCUGCGACGACAAAAAAAGCCUGUAUGAGAAGGUCAUGGCCAGUCUUGCCGAGCAGCCGCUUGAUGGCAACGAGUCCUCCCCACCCGACGUGCGCAGCCGGAAAGGGUCCGAGAAACCAGAUGAAACAGAUAUUACAGCCGUGGCCAGUGCCGUGACCAUGAUUCCCAAUGAGGAGCCGGCAGAGAUCACACUGGGGGAGGUAACAGAGGGAGAAAUUGGCCCCUUCAGUUCCAUCAAAGUACCCAUUAUCUUCACCCCAGUUAUCCCAGGACAGACCCAGACUAAGUUCAAGGUCAUGUUUAAGAAUCCACAGUGUUCCACGCUAUAUUUUAGAGCCACUGGUAUUGCCAUAGAUGUGCCAGUCUGGGUGCCAAGGGCCACUGUGGACCUGAAGAUCUGCACGUACGACCGGCUCUACCAGGACUCCAUUGUUGUCCACACAAGGUCAAAAGCGGCCCUGCGCCUAAAGUUUGAAGUCUGUAAGGAGCUGAGAGGCCACAUAGAGCUGCUACCAGAAACAGGCUACAUCCAGGCCCAGUCCUCCUACUCCGUUCAACUAAAGUUCCUGCCUCGACACUCCCUCCCAGAAGACGCAGGAAAAUAUUUUGACCCAGUCAGUCGAGUUCUGGAGGCUCCGAUGACAAUCUGGGUGGCUGACCAGAUCAAACCAGUGGAGUUCACCGUCCAAGCCAUCGUCACCACCUCAGACUUGGAAAUCAGCCCCUCAGAGAUAAACUUUGGCUACUGCACCAUCUAUGAGGCCAUCAGGACGGAGCUCAACAUCAGCAACCUCUCACUGCUGCCGCAGGAGUUUGGGUUCGUUGGACUUCCCAAGUACGUGGACAUCCAGCCCAAUGACGGGUUUGGGACGAUCUUGCCACUGGAGACUUUGCAACUCGAUGUGAUCUUCCAGCCCACUAAGGCUAAAGAAUACAGAUUCGAGUUGGUCUGCAAAUCGGAGAUAAACCGGUACUUCAAGGUGUCCUGCCUAGCAGUAGGUGUCCACCCACCCCUGGAGCUGUCCCACUACCAGAUCAAGUUUUCAGCCACUUCCCUAUAUGACACCACCGUGUCUACAUUGUAUGUCAUCAACUCCCACUUGAGCAUGAACAAGCUGAUCCACUCCGUGCCUCGAAUCGGCUCAGAGGACGCCUCCCCAGUGGGACCAACAUCCUUUGAGUUCUUGCUGCCCCCUAAUUCACCCAUCACCAUCUCACCAUCCGUGGGGACUGUGUUACCAGGAAAGAAGUGUUUGGUCCAGGUGGUCUUCCAGCCUGUACUGCCACAUGAGAUAAUCCUCAAGGAAGCCACUCAGAUCCUGAACAAAGAAAUAGAGAACAACACCUUCCGAAAAGAACCAGCCCAAAAGAAAGAGCUGUGGAAACAGUCUUUGUCUGUGGUUCGGGUUCACAACCGGGACCGACCAUCCAGGGUCUCCACUCCCCAUACUGCAGAGAUGCAGAAGCCGGUGGUGCUCAGUGCCAGUUCCAAUGAAUACCAUACCGCACAAGCCACCUUGGCCAGAGCCUUCCAGGGGAAGUUUGAGAAGUUUGUGGUCCCUUGUGUCAUUGCCAGUGGUGAUCUCAAAGACAGGAAGGCAUCAGAACCUCUGAGCUUCAGCCCCCAUAACACUCUCUAUCUGGAGCUGUGGUGUCCAGCAGUGGCUCCAUCUAUUGUGGUGACAUCCAACAAUGGCCAGACCAUCUUUAACUUCGGCGAUAUCGCUGUGGGACAUCGAAGUGUAAAGAAAGUCACCUUCCAGAACAUUUCCCCUGAGGACCUUGCCUUGGAGUUCUCAGUGCUGAACCCCAAUGGCCCCUUCGUUCUGCUAAACCCGUGCAGCAAGCUGUGCUCUGGCGAGGAAGAGACCCUGGUGCUGUGCUUCUCACCCCAUGAGAGCAUACUGGCUCAGGAAACGCUGGAGAUCAUCACCAAGAGAGGCGCCCUGACUCUCACCCUGGUGGGCACAGGUGUGGCCUCCAUGAUAACAUGCUCCAUUGAAGGUAACACCCUCAACAUGGGCUAUGUGCUCGCCAGAGAGGCCGUCUCCUCAAGUUUUAAGCUGCAGAAUGAGUCCUCACUUCCCAUAAAGUUCUGGGUGCGGCUGGAGAGCCUCUCCAAGAAAAGGGCCGAGACCCGGCAGCAGCUGCCAAAGUUCCUGGCCUCCCGUGAGCAGAGGACUGAAAUUGUUGGCACACAGAACUACAAUGGCCAGAGUGUGUUCAGCAUUGUCCCGGUUGAGGGCCUCAUGUUCCCGGGGAAGGCUCAGGAAUUUACUGUGACCUUCAGUCCAGACCAUGAGAGCCUCUACUUCUCUGACCUGCUCCAAGUGGUGCUCUUUGAAAAGAAAGUCUCCCAGCAGAUCCUCCUGAAGGGUGCUGCCCGUGAGCACAUGAUGUUUGUGGAGGGAGGAGACGCACUGGAUGUGCCCGUGGAGUCCCUGACCGUGAUCCCUGCCCUUGACCCAGAGCACAGAGAAGAAGCUGAGGAGAUGAAGCCCAUUCUGGUGACCAUGAACUAUGUCCAGUUUGACACAGACGCGCCAACCCCGCCUGCCACCCGAGAGCUGCAAGUGGGCUGUAUCCGGACCACGCAGCCAUCACCAAGGAAGACUGUGGAGUUCAGCCUGGACAAUGUGGCCUGGCUUCAGCACAAGGGCUUCUCCAUCGAGCCCGCCAGGGGUUCUGUGGAGCGCGGCCAGACUAAGACCAUCAACAUCUCCUGGGCACCACCUGCUGACUUUGACCCCGACCAUCCACUCAUGGUGUCGACUCUGCUGCAGCUCCGGGGAGAUGUGAAGGAAACCUACAAAGUCAACUUUGUAGCCUACGUGGUGGCUGGGCUCUGAGGCCACAGGAAACCGCAGAGCCUCCUGGGUGCACCUGCGCACUCGUGAAUCCCUUCCCAGGCUGUGGCCAGGCCACUCCUGCAGGACAGCGCCAGUCAGAGCCAGGGCUCCCC